Molecule: messenger RNA, 859 nt
Organism: Rhopalosiphum padi (bird cherry-oat aphid)
Lineage: Eukaryota; Metazoa; Arthropoda; Insecta; Hemiptera; Aphididae
Product: heat shock factor-binding protein 1
Exons: 3
Coding region: 405-668 (87 amino acids)
Biological process (GO): cellular heat acclimation
Cellular component (GO): cytosol; nucleus
Molecular function (GO): transcription corepressor activity
Source: RefSeq, a predicted model, not a curated record
UUGGUCACACGUCAUGAUGGCUACCUCCACACGCCUAUCACGCUUUAUACUAUCGCCGAGUAGACGAUGAAUUAUUAAAUUUAAUUGUCGCGAUCUAUACCGUUUACUCAUACUUUUAUCAAAACCGCUUACUAUCGUGAUAAAUAAUAUGUUUUUGUGACGAAUAAUACGAUUAAUACGACGUGCUAAUCAAACGUUGUUCGUUCGGUCGGUUUAUAUUUUGUUUUAUUUCUCACCGCUCGUUGAACGGUUGUUUCAUUCCGUCCGGUACCGCUGCAGCAGCAGCCAUUACGAAGAUCGUUCGACGACGCUCGUGUGGCCCGUCAAGCGAAGCGAUCGCACACCUCUGCGUACAACACUACAACAGAUUUCUUUUUCAAAUCGACCCGAUAAACGCCGGCACGAUGUGCGAUUACAACGCCAAGGACAUGAACGAACCAGAAGACGGAGACAACAGAGGCGACAGCACCGAUAACAUUGACAAACGUGCAUUUGAUGAAAUGAACAAUCAAAUUCAAAUUGUUCUCCAGGAUAUGAAAGACAAAUUCCAAACUAUGUCUGAUCAAAUAUUGUUGAGAAUAGAUGAUAUGGGUACACGUAUCGAUGAUUUAGAAAAGAAUAUAUCUGACUUAAUGGUCCACGCUGGUCUUGAAACUCCAGACAAAUGAUAUUUAGAAUACUAUCGUAUUACAAGAAAUGAAUAGGUCAUUUUAUGUUACAAGAUUAUAUAUAUAUAUAUAAACUUAGGACCUACAUAAUUAUUUGAAAUAUGAUUAAAAUUAAAACAAGGUAAACUUAAGUGUAUCAUUGUCUAUAAAAUAUCUUUAUUUAUAAUAAUAUAUGUACAUUCUUUUUUUUA